Messenger RNA from Hibiscus syriacus, 684 nucleotides. Its product is annotated as CBL-interacting serine/threonine-protein kinase 8-like. The transcript has 6 exons. Gene Ontology annotation, molecular function: protein kinase activity; ATP binding. The record is from RefSeq and is a predicted model, not a curated record. Gene Ontology annotation, biological process: protein phosphorylation. NCBI's taxonomy places the organism in Eukaryota, Viridiplantae, Streptophyta, Magnoliopsida, Malvales, Malvaceae. The coding region runs from base 151 to 684 and encodes 177 amino acids.
CACUAACUCUUUGAUUAAGCUUUGGUCGAUUAUCUUCUUCAAUACUUUUAAACUCUUUCCUUUCUGUCUUCCCCCCUUUUUUCUAUUCCUUCUGUUUGGUGAGAGAGAAAGUGGGAUUCCGAGACUGAGAAAAUUGGAAGAAAGUUAGCGAUGGUGGUCAGAAAGGUAGGGAAGUAUGAGAUUGGAAGAACUAUCGGUGAAGGAACCUUUGCAAAGGUUAAGUUCGCGCAAAAUACGGAGACCGGCGAAAGUGUUGCCAUGAAAGUCCUCGAUCGCAGCAUCAUUAUCAAACACAAAAUGAUCGAUCAGAUCAAAAGGGAGAUAUCUAUAAUGAAGCUUCUUACACAUCCUUACGUUGUUCGUUUGCACGAGGUUAUAGCAAGUCGAACUAAGAUUUAUAUAAUCUUGGAGUUCAUUACUGGUGGUGAAUUGUUCGAUAAAAUACCUGAAAAUCUUUUACUUGAUUCCCAAGGAAAUUUAAAGAUUUCAGAUUUUGGCCUUAGCGCAUUGCCAGAACAAGGAGUUAGCCUACUUCGGACGACGUGUGGAACUCCUAACUAUGUGGCACCAGAGGUGCAUCGUCAAUGGGGCUACAGUGAGCUUAUGUUAACAGAUCAUUCUUCAAUUCUUCAUCAUCAGGAAUUACCAAUCUCCCUCGAUAAUAUAGAUUCCCAUCAGACUUAA